AUGGUCGAUUUGGCAAUUUUGGUUCAUGGUUUCCUGGCGUUUCAAGGCUAUCCUCUGCUUGGAGAGCUGGAGGAUGUGGUUUUUAUCGAGCUAUGCCUUUGCUUGCUGGUGAUUGAGCUGCACCUUGGCCCUGAUGUUCGGUCUCUCAUUCUUCAGGGUUUAAAAGGCUCUGAGAUAUCCGCCCAUCUGGAGGAAACCGGCUCCAUCGAGAUUAUCUACGGGCCCAUGUUCUCGGGCAAGUCCUCAGAACUUCUCCGCAAAAUACGCAGAGUCACCAAGAAAGCGUUGAAGACCUCCAAACUCAUGGACAUCGUGGAGCUCUGCUCGGCCUACGACGUGAUCGGCGUCGAUGAGGGCCAGUUCUUCACCGAGAUCGUGGAAUUCUGCGAGAUGAUGGCCAACAAGGACAAGAUCGUGCUGGUUUCCGCCCUGGACGGCACUUUCGAGCGCAAGCCCUUCGGCAACAUCAUCAACCUCAUCCCCCUCGCUGAGAAGGUCAGCAAGCUGUGCGCGGUUUGCGUCUACUGCACCAACGAGGCCGCCUUCACCAAGAGGAUAGUGGAGAGCAAGCAAGUGGAACUCAUCGGAGGAGCGGAAAUGUACAAGCCUGUCUGCCGGGCUUGCUUCUUCAAGGAGCAGGAGGCCAAGAAGAGACUAGCCUAG
Messenger RNA from Nymphaea colorata (pocket water lily), 663 nucleotides. RefSeq lists its product as uncharacterized. NCBI's taxonomy places the organism in Eukaryota, Viridiplantae, Streptophyta, Magnoliopsida, Nymphaeales, Nymphaeaceae. Bases 1 to 663 code for a protein of 220 amino acids. The record is from RefSeq and is a predicted model, not a curated record. Gene Ontology annotation, molecular function: thymidine kinase activity; ATP binding. The transcript has 4 exons. Gene Ontology annotation, biological process: thymidine metabolic process.